UCUUGGGUCACGAAUAAUAACCGAUUCAACUUAGUGCGAUGACACUUGAAGACUACUACUGUGAGCUGGAAUGUCUAGUUAAGAGAUAGUGCGUUUAAAUGCCCCGCACAAAGAUGGCGGUGGGGGGCGGAGUAAGUGUUGGCAGCGCGCUUCAAUCCAGUGAUUCUGAAGUGCCUCAAAGGAUCAUCAUGGCAGUAAACGUGCAGUCACAUACGAUUUUGCUAGUUCAGCCCACCAAAAGGCCAGAAGGGCGAACGUACGCUGAUUAUGAGUCUGUAAAUGAAUGUAUGGAAGGUGUCUGUAAGAUGUAUGAAGAGCAUUUGAAGCGUAUGAACCCAAACAGCCCAUCAAUCACCUAUGACAUUAGCCAGCUUUUUGAUUUCAUCGACGAUUUGGCUGAUCUCAGUUGCCUCGUUUAUCGAGCAGACACCCAGACGUACCAGCCCUACAACAAGGACUGGAUCAAGGAGAAGAUCUACGUCCUGCUGCGUAGACAGGCACAGCAAGCAGGGAAAUAGGUGGAGUCCCUACUCUGGUGUAGGGAGGUCACAUAGCAGGCACAUAUAGAAUACACUUCCCAAGUCUUUGUGUUCAAGCAGAGCUGCGAGUCCUCACUUCAUCAGAGAUUAGAAGUUUGGGCAGUAAUGUGAUCAGUGAAUAAUAAAGGUAUUUAGUACUGAUUUGUAAUAGGUGUCAAUGCUAGACAGUGGUUUUAAGUGCAGUUUUGAAUUCCUCAUCUGUGUGCAAUGCAAGCAUGGUGUGGUCCCACACUCUGCACAGUGGAUCCCUGGAAGAUUUGGUUUGGGUGCCUCGUUUCAGAAUGUACUUUUACUGUGUUUCUAGUUCAUAGUGUUGUAAAGCACAAUACAUACCCAAGGCACAUAUCUCUUUCUGUCUCACUCUCCCUCUCUCAAUUGGCUUUCUAGAACGAGUCUGUUCCAAAUACUCUUUUGCACUGUGACCUUUUUGGAAAAGUGCGUGAAAUAACUUUGUUGAAGAGUUCUGUACACUGCAGUUUAAUUUAUGCAAUUUUUGUAAUUUUUUGACAAGCAAUAAAAUUUCACACGAUA
Molecule: messenger RNA, 1070 nt
Organism: Carcharodon carcharias (great white shark)
Lineage: Eukaryota; Metazoa; Chordata; Chondrichthyes; Lamniformes; Lamnidae
Product: enhancer of rudimentary homolog
Exons: 5
Coding region: 99-518 (139 amino acids)
Source: RefSeq, a predicted model, not a curated record